GUUUUGAGCCGUCAGCGCCUCGCUCAGCCCAGCACGGCCACAUGGAUUCGCGCACAUGAUUCGGCCACAUGGACGGAGCCCGAGACGCAGCUUUGCUGCGCACGGCGGUGGUUCAGCUCAGCCACCAGCGUGGCUUUGCCUUUGCAGACGAAGCCGCCUUGGAUGGCUUGACGGCCGCUGCGGCCUUGUACCUGCAGGACAUUGGCUGGCGGUCUCAGAGGCUCGCAGAGCUGGCAGGUCGUUGCAAGGUGGACGUCUCAGACGUGCGGGAGGCCAUGGAGGCAGGUGAUGAGAUUGAAGAAGAGGAUGAUGAUGAGGAGGAGGACACAAAGUUAGAAGUCCUCUUCGGAAAGAAGAAGGCUGAAGAGGAAGACUUGCCCUUCACGGCGGUGCCGGUCAAUGCUCUUCCGGCUCCGAGAACGCCGGCUCCGCCUGAGAAAGGCUCCAAGAAGUCCUUGCGGAUCAGGAAGCCAUCCAAGUUCGUACCGUUCGGCUGGGCGGUGCAACGGAGAGGAGCGGCAGCGGCAAAUCAAGCAGCGGAGCUGCUUCUUCCACCCAAGGUCGAGCCCAAGAAGGAGAAGACGGAGGAGAAGUUGGAGGAGAAGUUGGAGGAGGUCAAGGAGAAAGAGGAGAGUGAGAAAGAGGAGAGUGAGAUGGAGGAGAAAGAAGAGGGAGAAGAGGAAGAAGAGGGAGAAGAAGGAGAAGAGGAAGAAGAGGGGGAGGACAACGAUGAUGACCCUACCUACUCUGAGUGAGUCCACCCAAGAAGGGGGACUAGCUGAGGGAAGAGGCCGAACAAAAAGCAACGCAUGAGACUGGACCGCAGACUUCAAGUAAUAGCCAAGGGCUAGAUUGAGAUGAUCAGGCAGGCAAGAACUAC
Molecule: messenger RNA, 880 nt
Organism: Durusdinium trenchii
Lineage: Eukaryota; Dinophyceae; Suessiales; Symbiodiniaceae
Source: the annotation of a GenBank genome assembly